UCAUGUUCAUGUAAGUUAAACCGAAACUGAAACUUUUGUUUCUCUCUACACAACAAGGACAACAAUAACUCACUUGUGAAACAGCGUCGUUUCGAUCUUGUUCUGUCUUCGGUCAAACACGCGUUUCAUCAGGGACACGCUGUCCUCACAAACAACUUCCAAUUCCCCAUAACACAUAUCUCUCUCACACGCGCUCUUCGCCGUCACGGUGGCUCUUCCUCAAUCCACCGCCACCACCGCUAUAAAACCGUCACCGGAGAAAACCAUUUAAUGGAUAAUAAUUCGGUUUUCAAUGGACAUGGAAAUUAUAACCGAACAUUCUCCUCUUAUUCUUCCGCUUCUCAGAGAGAUGUUCGUUACAGCUGUGGCGCUUGUGGUUAUGAGCUGAACCUAUCAUCGUCAAACCGGAACACCACAUCUAUCGGAUCAAAAUACGGGAAGUCCAUAAAGCGAGGUAUCAUAUCAUUUUUCAAUAUUGAUGAUAGCAGAUUUACCCAGGUUGAUGAGAUUCAGUGCGCACCACAUUUUCAUAAGCACUCAUGGGGCUUGUUCCGCCGAAGAACGAAGCUUCUUUGUCGCAAGUGUGGCAAUCAUAUAGGAAAUGCAUACAAUGGUUUCACUUCUUCUUUCCCUCUCGUGACAGACGGAGAAGAGUCAUCCCCUAGCUCCAAAGUGUCCAGUGGUGUAAAAUAUGACAUUCGUAUUCGUUCAUUGCAGCCCUCAUCUUCCGACGAAUCUGGAAUUCCUGUAUUAGCUUGAAAUACCGGGUAAUAGUUGUACUUUUUCCUUGCUACAUAGUAGUCAUUGGUGCAGGUUAGAAGUUCAUCGAUAUGUGCAGUGAUCCGGUUUGGCAAGGUUUUUGUAUUUUCCCUCAUCAAAAUGUGAAUAAUAGAUGUAUGUGAAGGUUUAAUAAUCGAGUUUAAAAAAAAUACUUAAGUGGUGACAUUCUGUCAAGUUAAUCAACUUGGCAACAUCAGAUAUUCAUUUCAUAUCAUCGUAGGGCUCAUUGAUAAACAACUUAAUUAAGUGUUUAUACGAUAAACACUUGUUGUUUAAGCGAACACAUGUGAAAUGCAUCUUAUCAAUGAGCUCACAUGCGUUCACUUAUAUAACAGGUGUUUAUCAUAUCUAAGAUCACUCAAAAACUUAUGCUUGUAGAUAAGUCUAAAUAACUGGUUGAUAAGUCAAUUUAAAUCGUAGUCUUCAUAAUAUUUUAGUGUGUGAUAUUUUCUGAAGACUUUGUC
Medicago truncatula (barrel medic) is the source of this 1244-nucleotide messenger RNA. RefSeq lists its product as uncharacterized. The transcript is spliced from 2 exons. Bases 271 to 759 code for a protein of 162 amino acids. The record is from RefSeq and is a predicted model, not a curated record. NCBI's taxonomy places the organism in Eukaryota, Viridiplantae, Streptophyta, Magnoliopsida, Fabales, Fabaceae.